Monosiga brevicollis MX1 is the source of this 408-nucleotide messenger RNA. RefSeq lists its product as uncharacterized. The coding region runs from base 1 to 408 and encodes 135 amino acids. Lineage: Eukaryota; Choanoflagellata; Craspedida; Salpingoecidae. The record is from RefSeq and is a predicted model, not a curated record. The transcript has a single exon.
AUGUCUCUCUGUCUCUCUCCUCUCUAUCUGCUCUAUCUGCUCUAUCUGCUCUAUCUGCUCUAUCUGCUCUAUCUGCUCUAUCUGCUCUAUCUGCUCUAUCUGCUCUAUCUGCUCUAUCUGCUCUCUCUUGCUCUAUCUGCUCUAUCUGCUCUAUCUUGCUCUCUCUUGCUCUAUCUGCUCUAUCUGCUCUAUCUGCUUUCUCUAGCUUUUUCCUUUGUGUCUUUGCUCUUUACUUCUCUCUUCUCAAACCAAUUCUGCUUUCUCUUGCUCUCUCUUGCUCUUAUUUUCUUUCUCUCGAUCUGCUCUUACUUGUUCAUGAUGACUAAAACGCGACCCAGCAUCGUCUCGCCCCUCGAUUGGACAACGUAUCAUCCCUUCGGAAAAGCGAACGGGACCAUCGCAAAAUGA